AGCCGGGGGCGUGGAGCAGCCAAGAUGGAACCGGUAGCUGGUGGGUCCGGUCCCCUGAUUCUGAACAACAAGCAACCCCAGCCGCCCCCACCUCCGCCGCCCGCAACCGCGCAGCCUCUCCCUGGGGCACCGCGGGCCGGCGGGGGCCUCCUGCCCGGGGGCAAAGCCCGAGAGUUCAACCGCAACCAGCGCAAAGACUCGGAGGGCUACUCUGAGUCGCCAGACCUUGAGUUUGAGUAUGCUGAUACAGACAAGUGGGCUGCAGAGCUCUCUGAGCUUUACAGCUACACAGAAGGGCCAGAAUUCCAGAUGAAUCGGAAGUGCUUUGAGGAGGACUUCCAAAUCCAUGUGACAGACAAGAAGUGGACUGAGCUAGACACCAACCAGCACCGCACCCAUGCCAUGAGACUCCUGGAUGGCUUGGAAGUUACUGCCAGGGAGAGACGACUUAAGGUGGCUCGAGCAAUUCUCUACGUUGCUCAAGGCACCUUCGGGGAGUGUAGCUUGGAGGCGGAAGUGCAGUCCUGGAUGCGCUACAAUAUAUUUCUGCUCCUGGAGGUGGGCACGUUCAAUGCUUUGGUGGAGCUUCUGAACAUGGAAAUAGACAACAGUGCCGCUUGCAGCAGUGCGGUGAGGAAGCCAGCCAUCUCCCUGGCUGACAGCACCGACCUGAGGGUCCUGCUCAACAUCAUGUACCUGAUUGUGGAGACUGUUCACCAGGAGUGUGAGGGUGAUAAGGCCGAGUGGAGGACGAUGCGACAAACCUUCAGGGCUGAGCUGGGUUCCCCAGUGUACAACAAUGAGCCAUUUGCAAUCAUGCUGUUUGGGAUGGUGACCAAAUUUUGCAGUGGCCAUGCCCCUCACUUUCCCAUGAAGAAAGUUCUCUUGCUGCUCUGGAAGACAGUGUUGGGAUCAGGGACCUGUGCUCCCACCCCCACGUCUGUGAUGCAGUGCACACUGGGCGGCUUUGAGGACCUGCAGGGCAUGAAGGCUGAGAAGCGCAGCAUCCUGGGCCUCCCACCACUGCCUGAGGACAGCAUCAAAGUGAUCCGCAACAUGAGGGCUGCCUCUCCCCCAGCUUCUGCCUCAGAUCUGAUUGAGCAGCAGCAGAAACGGGGCCGUCGGGAGCACAAGGCUCUGAUAAAGCAGGAUAACUUGGAUGCCUUCAAUGAGCGGGAUCCCUAUAAGGCUGAUGACUCUCGAGAAGAGGAAGAGGAGAAUGAUGAUGACAACAGUCUAGAGGGGGAGACAUUCCCCCUUGAGCGGGAUGAGGUGAUGCCUCCCCCACUGCAACACCCCCAGACUGACAGGCUCACCUGCCCAAAGGGGCUCCCGUGGGCUCCCAAGGUCAGAGAGAAAGACAUUGAGAUGUUCCUUGAGUCCAGCCGCAGCAAAUUCAUCGGGUACACUCUGGGCAGUGACACGAACACAGUCGUGGGGCUGCCCAGGCCAAUCCAUGAAAGCAUCAAGACCCUGAAACAGCACAAGUACACGUCAAUUGCGGAGGUCCAAGCCCAGAUGGAGGAGGAGUAUCUUCGCUCUCCUCUUUCAGGGGGAGAAGAGGAAGUCGAACAGGUCCCCGCGGAAACCCUCUACCAAGGCUUGCUCCCCAGCCUGCCUCAGUACAUGAUUGCACUGCUGAAGAUCCUCCUGGCUGCAGCUCCCACCUCAAAAGCCAAAACAGACUCAAUCAACAUCCUAGCAGACGUUCUGCCCGAGGAGAUGCCCACCACAGUGCUGCAGAGCAUGAAGCUGGGGGUGGAUGUGAACCGCCACAAAGAGGUCAUUGUUAAGGCCAUUUCUGCUGUCCUGCUGCUGCUGCUCAAGCACUUUAAGUUGAACCACAUCUACCAGUUUGAAUACAUGGCCCAGCACUUGGUGUUUGCAAACUGCAUUCCUUUGAUCUUAAAGUUCUUCAAUCAAAACAUCAUGUCCUACAUCACUGCCAAGAACAGUCCAACAGGUGAGGGAGGACAGCCAGAGCCAGCCCUGUCCCGACUGCUUUGCCAGACCCCAGCGUUCACUCAAGGUGGGUGCCUGGGUCCUCUUGCCUUCUGCAGCAUUUCUGUCCUGGAUUACCCUCACUGCGUGGUGCACGAGCUGCCUGAGCUGACGGCCGAGGGUCUGGAAGCAGGUGACAAUAACCAGUUUUGCUGGAGGAACCUCUUUUCUUGUAUCAAUCUUCUUCGGAUCUUGAACAAGCUGACAAAAUGGAAGCAUUCAAGGACGAUGAUGCUGGUGGUGUUCAAGUCAGCCCCCAUCUUGAAGCGGGCGCUGAAGGUGAAACAGGCCAUGAUGCAGCUCUAUGUGUUGAAGCUGCUCAAGGUGCAGACCAAGUAUCUGGGGCGGCAGUGGCGAAAGAGCAACAUGAAGACAAUGUCUGCCAUCUACCAGAAGGUGCGGCAUCGGCUGAAUGAUGACUGGGCAUACGGAAAUGACCUCGAUGCCCGGCCUUGGGACUUCCAGGCAGAGGAGUGUGCCCUCCGUGCCAACAUUGAACGUUUUAAUGCCCGGCGCUAUGACCGAGCCCAUAGCAACCCUGACUUCCUGCCUGUGGACAACUGCCUGCAGAGUGUCCUGGGCCAGCGGGUGGACCUCCCUGAAGACUUCCAGAUGAACUAUGACCUCUGGUUAGAAAGGGAGGUCUUCUCCAAACCCAUUUCCUGGGAAGAGCUGCUGCAGUGAGGCUCCUGGGCAGGGGACUGAAAAGGAAAGGGUGUGGUGCUGGCCAGGGACUGUACUGGCUCAUUGCUGCAGUGCUUUCAGCUCCCUCCAGGUGGCAGCACAGCACCACUGUGCCCUUCCUAGACAACACCCAGCAUGUGGGAAAUCCUGAGUUGGCCUCCCAUUGAUUUCUAGCAUCCUGCUCUGGACGGCUCAUCUCUCUCUUCUUGGGAUCCUCUCUUCCUUCUCUCCUUCCCACUCUCCUGUCUUGGACAUGGUUGGUUGAAGCUCAUUCUCAUUCAUCCCAAGGCUGGGAAAAGCUGGGAUGGCUGGGAACCCAUUGCAUCUGAAUUUCAAAAGUCAUGCUGACUCUUUGUGAGAUGCACAAACCCUUGGUAUGUCAGCUCGCUAAGGAAGUGGGUUUCAAAUUAGGGCCAGGGCCAGAAGGUCGGAAUCCUGGUUUUGGUUUGGGGGAUUUCUGAUGUCAUUCCAGCCUCCUGCUAAGUUUCAUCCAGAAGCAAUUGCAGAGGCUCCCAUAGCUGGCUCUCGGUUUGGUUUCGGGCAGGAUUGGAAGAGAAGCUUCCCUUAACCAGAGGUGCCAUUUUUCCUCUUGGUUUGCAAGGGUCUGUAAAUAUCUAUAUAUAUGAAUCUGUGUGUAUUCUCUUGUGUCAUGUUGGGGUUUUAAAUGUGUUUGUGUACUCUGUUUACAUUAAAAGGAAGCAAAAACAUUCCCAUUGCUUUGUCUGUAGGAAAUACAGCCCUUGAAUACCUCUUCUUGGUCUAGAAAUUGGGUUUUCCUGCCAGCAUUAAGGUUACCCACUUGUUCCCUGCCAAGCUGCCUGCCUUACCCCCUGAAGGGGGCAGAGGCGGAGUCGGCUCUUAACCCAGAGUGUUCUCUCUCCACAUCAGUCUGGGAUUGCUCCAACCCAGGGCCAGGGCUCUGGGUUGCUAGGGUGACAAGUUGUCCUGCACCCCUGGGUUUAAUGUAAUCGCUGUAAAAGCUCACUCCUACUCCUGAGCUGGCCUCAGCCAAACCAAUUUAAAUGCCAGGAGGGAGGGGUAGGUCAGAGAAGGGGCUGCCUGUUCUGGGCCUUCCCUGGGACAGGUGGCUGGGACUGAGAGGAAGCUUAUGUGCCUAGAGCCUAGGGAAGCAGACCAAGAGUCAGCUUCACAGUGGGAAAGGUGUUGGAGGAGCCAGGAGCGUGCAUGGCAGAGGGAGAAGCAAGGAAAGUCUUUGUGGUAGUUGUCAUUUUGAGAUCUCCUGGAGCCAGUACCUGGCCUUCAGAUUCCCGGACAUGAGUGUCCCUACCUAGCUUGAUCCUGAAGCUCUGCUCCUGAGGAUCUAUCAUUCUGCUGUCUUUUUGGAAUUGGCUUGACAAGCCCUUGCCUGUAAGACAUGUGUAUGGGGUGUUCUCCCAGGGGUCUUGAGUCUUGACUUGAAAUGUAUUCCAGGGAAGAUCUCCCCUUUGUUGGCUCUUCUGGUCAGUGCCUGUGUGGCCUGGGGCCUGUGAGGCCUCAUUUCAGACCCUGGGCUGGGUUUCCAGGACAAGCUGUAAUGGGUCAGCAUGGUUGGAAGCAGCAGGGGUGCAGCCAGCAGAGUAGUCUUUAGUGUGUCACACAGCCUAUGAAAUGGGGAGUUCCUGUGACUGAAUGGCCUUUUGCCCCAAAGUUACUUGCACAGGACAGGGAAUUUGACACAGUUCAUGUGCACAUGAUGGAUUUUCUGCUAUUUCUUGCCAGGACCAAUGGGAAGUAUGUAUCUUGAGAUCUCAGUUUGGGUCAGAUGGAUUUUCGCAUUCUUAUUCCACCAAGCAUGGAACCUGGCUCUCUCAACCUGGUUGGCAGAGCUUUGUCCUCCUCCUUUUUUGAUUUCCCCAGUCUCUCCUCUGAAGCUUCCCUUAACCAGAGGUGCCAUUUUUCUCUUGGUCUGCAAGUCUGUAAAUAGCUGUAUGUAAAUCUGUACAAAAAAGAGUGCAAAAUAUCCAAGCUGCCAGGGCCGUAAAACCUGGACAGGUAAAUCCUGUGUUGGCUCAGGGGCCGGCCCAGGAAGGGAAGUGCCUUAUCACAAACACAGACAGUGCUAAUGGCAGGUUGGCCAUGUGAAUCCAGGUCUUUGUACAGAAAUAUCUUUUGGAGUGGCUUUAUGUUUUAUCUGGGUCAUGAGGUAAGAAGGGUAUAUGAAGGCCCUUUAUAAAUGGCUGGGUUACAUAAAAUGUUGAUUGUUGCUAAUUGGGCUCACGGCCUAGUACUCCUUCAGUCCAUUGGGGGGUGGAUGAUGCCUUGCCUAUAUGGCCUCGAGGAUGGGAACUGCCCCUCGUUAAUCAAGAGUCCCCACUCACUGGGUGCCAAAUGGGUACCAGAUCCAAUAUUUCAAUAUUCUUGAAAGCUCAUUUUCCACACAGUAGCCACCAAGUAUGGGGUGCUUACUGUGUGCCAGCUACUGCUCUGAGCACUCUAUGUAUAAUAGCCUAUUGCUUGUAAUAACCCUGAAAGGUAGUACCAUUACAAUGCUUGUUUUGUGGCUGAGAAACUGGUACAGAAAGGGUAAAGAACAUGCCUAAGGUCCCAAGAUAAUGAGAGCCAGAGUACCAUUGCAAACCCAGGUCUCCCUUUGCAAAGUGUGUGUCCGUCCACCACCCCCCACACCCUUUCUCUGUUAACCAUCGUUAGUCCCCAGCACUUAGCACCAGGGCAUUCAUUGGCUUAUUUAUUCACCUUUGUCAGUGCUUAGUAUUUGUCCAAGCAUGGUCCCUGGCAAGAAGAUUGUGGCAAAUGUCAGUUGCUUUAGGGCCCUAACUGCCCACCCAAGCCUGGCCCUGGCCUAGCCUCUGGUGUGUCUCACAACUGCCCUCCUCAGGGCAACUUGGGGGCUGUCGCUGCUACCUUUUCUUCUUUUACAGCCUGAGCUUGAAUGUCUUUCUGUCUUGGGUCCUGAGGACUUGGUGUGGCUGCCCCUGCCAUGCCUGUCAAGCUGAUCUCCUGGGAGGCUAGCUUCCUGUCUGUCCUCUAAUGAGCCUGUGCCACUUGCCAGGCACAGUUAGCCCCCGGCCGCUGGCUGUAACACAAGGCGGGUGUGCCCUCUGGGAGUGAGACAGCCUUGACUUUCAUUCCAGGCUCUGACAUUUACUCACUGAGGGACCUUGGGUUCAUCAAGCUCUAAGCUUCAGUUGGCUCAUCUGUAAAAUUGAUUUAAUAAUAGCAAGAUGGUUGUGAGGGCUUGAAUAGGAUAAUGGAUAAUGGACCUACAUACCUGGCUGACAUGAAACAACACAGCUAAUAAAUAAAUGGCAGCUGUUCUUACAUACAAUUCUAACCUUCUAUGAAUUUGCAUCCAUUUCCUCUGUCCCCUGGAAAACAGACCCUUUUAAGGAUGAGAAUCUUAUCCUUUCAUCCUUAGCUCACUGCUCUGAAUACAGAAGUCUCUCAAAAAGUCAGCCACUCACCUAGCAAUACUGCCCCAUAGCUUGAAGACCUGUUCUGGGCUGGGCCCCAUUCUGGGUGUGCAGGUGAACAGAACCCCACAUGCUCACCUUCUUUGAUGUGCUCACAGUUGAUGGAGAGAUGGCCAUAAAAGCAAGAACAGUAACCUGGUAGGUACCGAGACAGACAUCUGUGGGGCCCAGCUGGUUCCAUUGGGCCCAGCCAGUGCCCUCACACUGGAAAAGAGAGUUGUUGGAUGGGAAUGGCGUCAGUACCAGGGCCCUAAGAGUAGGUGCUCGGUGCUCACUGUCCCCCCCCGCCCCCCAAUGAAAGUGGUUAGGAUGAGGCUGUGGCAGAGGCUGGGCUAGGGGUGAGGCAGGUAUUCCCUUUGCCUGAUACAGACAGUGCCCAGUUACUAGCAAUGCCUGGCUCUGUUUCUGUCUGAGUCAGCAGAGGAUCUGCCCUUCAGGGUUAUAAUUCCAGUUGAUGUGUAAAUAGUGGGGGAGGUGGGAAAGAAGAUUGAAUGCCUCUAAUGAGAAUCAUUCCCCAGAGCCAGACUGAGACUAGAAGCCAGGAGUGAAAGGCCUGCUGCCAGCGGCCUCCACUGUGGGCCUGGUGUCUGUGGUUCUGCCAGGACCAAGAUUUAGGGUUUCUCUGGGUGGAUCUUAGGCAGAGAGGUGCCUUUGCAAAGGGAGAUUGAGCCUACAACUUUCUUAGUGUUGGGAUUCCAGGUGGGGUCACUUCCCCUUUCCUUUUCCAAAAGGUCUGGCCAGAGCCCCAGCCUGGCCUUAGGGAUACAUGGGGCCUAGGCUGAGGGCUGAGUCACUGGAGUGAGGCUGGCAGAGGGCAGCAGGAGACCCGGAGGCCCUGUCUUAGAGGUUGAAAUGCUUAGGGUGUGGACGAGGGUGAGAGGACGGCUAAUGGGAAGCAGCUGGAAGGGCUGCCCGUGUCCCAGCCAGGGGACAGACAGGCUGGGAUGGCCCAGUCAGUGGGAGAACCCGUCAGCUCACAGAUAAUCCUAGGGAACAGGCUCUGGGAUGCUCAUUAAUAUUCAUUAUGUGUGAAGUGGGCAAUUGUAAAGUUAGCUUUCUCUUCAUUUAGCUGUCACUGGACAGAAAAAUAUGAGCUGUGGGCAGAUGCCCUGGAUGGGAGCCAGUAGCUGGUCUCUGGCCUUCCUGUGCCCUCCCCAGCCAGAGCCUCCCCCCCGCACGCAGGGCCCACUCUGGCCUCUGCCCGCCUCUCCUGCUCUUGAUGCACUGGUUUCUGACUCAGCUUUCUUCUCUUGUCUGUUUCUUCCCCAUUUGUGCUUCCUUUGCUUUCCCAGAAGAUCCCUUCCUCUUCCUUCUCUCCACCUCUUUCUAAGUUGUGAGAGAGGGAAUGAAUCGUUUUUCUUGACCAUUGCCUUUUAUCUCUGGCACCCAGCACAAUGCCUCGCACAGAGUGGGCGCUCAAUAAACAUUUGUAAAACAAACUAAUCUCUCUGCAUCCAACAUUGUGGAACAGGAAUUUUGCUGGCCACUCCUUGGGUGAGGAAACUUCUAGUGCAGUGGCCUUAAACCUGGAGUUAGAAAUGUAGGUUAACCUCUGUCUGUCAGAGGAAGCUGGGAUGCCUCUUCCUACUAUUCAUUCUUCCCUUCCUUCCCUCCUGAUGGACACAGGGCCCAUGCCUGGCCCUCAGAGCCAGGAUCAGUACAGAGAGGAGAGAAGUUGCCAGAAGCCAGGCCUCUGAGUGAAGUGAAGGGAUGAGAAGGAAGACAGGUUUCCUCUGGGGGAUGCUUAAGCCUAGUCACAGUGACUGUCUUGGCCAGAAAAUAUGAUGUAAGGGGGACUUGCUAUGUCUCUGGAUAUAAGCAUGGUGCUGGCGUCUGUGUGCUCGGGUUUCUCUGUGCCUGGAAGAGGAGGCACAGGGUGGGGUGGCUGGGCUGCUAGCUGAGGCUG
Manis javanica (Malayan pangolin) is the source of this 8022-nucleotide messenger RNA. It is a transcript of the gene STRIP1, whose product is annotated as striatin interacting protein 1. The record is from RefSeq and is a predicted model, not a curated record. Gene Ontology annotation, cellular component: cytosol. Gene Ontology annotation, biological process: cytoskeleton organization. NCBI's taxonomy places the organism in Eukaryota, Metazoa, Chordata, Mammalia, Pholidota, Manidae.